AUGGAAGAGCACCGCAUAACCUCGAUACCACCCGCCAUGGCAUAUCUUCCAGAUUUCAUCAGCGAAGAGGAGGAAAGCAACAUCCUCCAGAAGGCAGGAGCAUUCAUUCCCUCAAACCGAUGGAUCAGCCUCGCCCACAGGCGACUUCAAUCCCUCCCAGCUCGCCUCACCAACUCGAACACUUUAAUCACAUCAAACUCACUCCCCGACUGGCUCGCGAUUCCCAUCGUAGAGAGGAUCCACAAACUGCAAGUCUUCGCCGACGCACCCCAUGGAAUCAACCACUGCCUCAUCAACGAAUACAAUCCAGGCCAAGGAAUCAUGCCCCACGAAGACGGAGCAGCAUACUAUCCUGUCGUGGCAACAGUAAGUCUAGGAGGAUCAUUGGUCCUCGACGUGACCGAAAAAUUGCAGCAUGAUGAAAACAACAACAAGAAAUCAUGGCGCAUUUUUCAAGAACCGAGGUCUUUGCUCGUUACGACUGGUGAAGCUUACUCGGAGACUCUGCACGGGAUUGCGGAAAUUGAAGAAGAUCGAGAUCUCACUUCCGAGACGGUCGCGAACUGGAAUCUUCUGGGCGAUAAGACUCGAAUCGAAGAGAAGGGUGGUGUGAAUGUGAGGACCACGAGAAUCAGUCUGACGUACCGAGAUGUCAAGAAGGUAUCCGCUUUGGGGAACAAGAUUUUUGGAAAGCCCAAAACCUGA
Messenger RNA from Pseudocercospora fijiensis CIRAD86, 705 nucleotides. RefSeq lists its product as uncharacterized. The transcript has 2 exons. Lineage: Eukaryota; Fungi; Ascomycota; Dothideomycetes; Mycosphaerellales; Mycosphaerellaceae. The coding region runs from base 1 to 705 and encodes 234 amino acids. The record is from RefSeq and is a predicted model, not a curated record.